Scedosporium apiospermum is the source of this 2433-nucleotide messenger RNA. RefSeq lists its product as uncharacterized. The coding region runs from base 1 to 2433 and encodes 810 amino acids. Lineage: Eukaryota; Fungi; Ascomycota; Sordariomycetes; Microascales; Microascaceae. The transcript has 2 exons. The record is from RefSeq and is a predicted model, not a curated record.
AUGCGCCUUCUGCACACGGGUACCUUGGAACUACACACCUUCCCCCCAGAUGUAGCAGAUAACGGGCGGCCGCCAUACGCCGUCCUGUCCCACUGCUGGCGGGAAGGCCAACUUUCCUAUUCCGAGUUUGCCAAUGACCGCGAGAGGGCCCUUACUCUGGACUCAUUUUCUUUUGUGAAAAAAGCAUGCCAGGCCGCCAAGGAGAGCAACAUCGACUAUCUCUGGAUUUACACCAUCUGCGUCGACCAAUCCUCUACUGCCGAGGUGAGCGAGGCCGCGAACUCGGCUUUCGCUUGGAUGAGUCGUUGUGAGCACCUCUUUGUCUAUCUCGACGACCUGCCUCCCAUUACAAACUAUGCCAAGCAGCACUUAGACGGAGAAGAGGAGGAGGAGGAUGGUGAUGAUGAUGCUGUCUGGAGUCGCUGCUUGUGGUUUUCCAGGUGCUGGACUCUCCAGGAACUGCUGGCCCCAUUCUCCGUCCGCUUCUAUGACCAGGAUUGGAACUUCCGCGGCUGCAAAACAUCUGAGCCAUUGAAGGGAAUUCUUUCUCGUAUCACUCAUAUUGUCGCUGAUGUCCUAUGCGACAGCUCUCUCAUUUCAGAGGUCUCCUUAGCAAAGCGCAUGUCCUGGGCUGCAAAAAGACGCGCCUUCCGGGAGGAGGACAGGGCAUAUUCCCUCAUGGGAAUCUUCAAUGUCUUUCUGCCAGUCAUCUAUGGUGAGGGUUCGAAUGCUUUCUUGCGCCUCCAAGAGGCGAUACUCAAGGACACACAUGACCUCUCCCUCCUAAUCUGGGACGCCCAACCUUCCGAUGCUCGACCCUGGCGCGGGCUCUUGGCAAACUCCCCCGCCGAAUUCCACCGCUUCAUAUCGUGUCCACCCACCUGGUGCAAUCCUCUGGUUUUCAAAGGCGAAAUCACAUUCACUAACAAAGGUAUGCGCAUCCGAGGCAACUACUUGCAAAAUCCUCAAUCCCGCGGCCGAGGCGUCCUGCUGGACCUUGGGGGCCAUGAUGGGACACCUCACCGCCACGCAGUCUUGGCCAUGUUCCGAUUGGAGGAUUGCUACGUCCGACCUGCUGUUGGGGCAGCUGGUUCUCUGCCCACUGAAGCUAUGUUGAAUGCUCCGAUUGGAAGUGUGACCGCUAAGAGAGACAUUGACCUCAAGUCGUCUAUGGCCGCCUCGAAUAUCCUGCGAUACCCGGCCUUGCGUCCGGUCUCCAAGGGCUCCCCACUUGUUCCGGUCGACCGGCCAACCUCCAUUACCCCGCUUCAACAAACUCCAGUUCAAGAAGCCAACGUGACCGUCCCAUUCUCUGGCAACAACGGCGACCCUGCUCCCGCGCAUUGUGGCGAUGAGGGUGAUGAGGGUGAUGUCAAUGAUGAUGAUGAUACUGUCUCCAAGGCACCGUCAACACUAGUCUCCGGAUCCUGUGUAUUCUCCCCUCGGGCAAGCAGCCUUGGCUCGGGAUCCAUCCUCGACAUUUCCUAUUACAGGAGAAAGAGACAACACGAUCCUUGUGAUGCUCCGGCUCCAGGGGUUAAACGGGUGAAAACGCCGCUUGCCGCCCCUCGGGAGAAUACAGCAAAAAUAGUUACCACCCCCGGAUGGCCUGUUCGUGACGUGGCGACCGCUAACCUGCCUGCUGGAAAUACUGGGGCCGCCUGUGGACUCAUGGAGGACAAGACUGGAGACAGCGACGGCUAUCAUACCUUGCCAGAUGACCUUACCGAAAAGCCUCCGAUCUUAGAGCCCAACCAUGAAUUUCGAGUUUGCUACAUGGAGUUCAGCGGCGCCUCUGAUCGGGAUGAACACAUUGUCCAGCGCAACUGCGAGCUCAGAGACCAGCCGCCGACCUACGAAGGGAUCUCCGAGGAGAAGCUGAGGCUGAUUUCUAACGUUCCCGCGUCGCUGCCAGCGGUGAAGGCAUGGUAUGCUAUCUGGGAUAUCCUCUACCCCGAGACAUCGCUGCCCUCGUCACCGUGGCUUCCUGGUGAGAUUGGUCUCCAGAUCAGCCUCGCUCGCGACUUUUGGGCUGAAACGGGCCAGCUCAUCGUCUCCGGCUUCCUCGAGUCCAAGAACAAACUCUCGUGGGAUAUGCCGGACGAGGAACGCAGCCUUGCGGCUCUCUAUUCGCUUGUCCUUGACCAUCUCAUUGAUGAGAUUUUCAACGGUCAGGACAAGCCAUUUUCAUACGUUUCUGGGAAGCAGGUCUCGGUGAACCCGGGACCUGCGACCCGAUCCCAAUUCAACGUCGGAUCCUUUGUGUGGCCACUCAUAAGCAAGUGGAUCCCUCAGAACCGGCAACCUGCGCCAGCUCCACCAGGAGCUGGUAUUUACGAUAGGACUCCCCCCCAAGACCAAAGAGAGGGAGGACCAACACUGACCCCAUCUGCCAUGUUGUCGGGCGUGGCAGAUAAUGGGCCAAAUCAAUAA